Chaetomium strumarium is the source of this 3017-nucleotide messenger RNA. Its product is annotated as ER-golgi trafficking TRAPP I complex 85 kDa subunit-domain-containing protein. The record is from RefSeq and is a predicted model, not a curated record. Gene Ontology annotation, cellular component: TRAPPIII protein complex. Bases 264 to 2663 code for a protein of 799 amino acids. The transcript is spliced from 2 exons. Lineage: Eukaryota; Fungi; Ascomycota; Sordariomycetes; Sordariales; Chaetomiaceae.
CAUCGCGACGUUGAACGUGGGCCUAACCAUUUCACCUUCCAGGUUGAAGACCACAGCCCACCACAGCUCUUUACGACGCGCCCUACAGAAAGACAGGGGACUAGCUACUCUGGAUUUAAUUGCGUGUUCAUUGCGCACCAUCUCUAGAAAACGUCUGCUCGAAACAUUCUGACCAGUAGUAGAAGCAGAGAAAGACUGACCCCGCCACCCCGAAGCUGCCCUCACCUAGCAGCCUCCCGAUCAGUUCUCCCGACCGACACCCCAUGCAGCCUCCAGACGACAACAAUGCCCGCCUUACACAAGAGCCCGUCCAGCCCCUUCCCAUGGCCGCCUCCGCCAUGAGGCUGCCCAAGACCCGUCAAUCCCUCCCCUCCGACUCGCACCCGCUCACCCGCUCCGAUUCCUCCUUGCCGCCACUCCCCAUCCGUGACAGGCGCUCCACACCCUCCGCGGCGGCCUCUCUCUUCCGAUCGACUCUCACCCCGCCGGGGUCACGCUCAACCUCGCCCGCAGGCUCCAUAGCCCGGUCGCCGGCAAGAAUGUCUAUGACGGGCUCUGUGUUCGGCAGCAUCGGUGGGGCAACGGCGGGGUCGAAGCAGCAGAGUCAAAGCCUGCUAGACGCGGCGGCGGGCGGCAACCCGGGGGAUCCGCUCCAUCUGAUGCUGCGGAGUUUCGUGCCGCACAUUGCGAUCCAUGCGUCGGAGGAUGCGGAUAGCCUGGUGAAGGAAAAAGGGUUCGAAGGGGGGCUGUGGGAGCUGCUGAGGCCGUUCGGGGAGCGUGUUCAGGGCAAGGUCACGAUUCGGGAUAGUAAUGGCGCGGCGCGGACGUGGGAGGAUUUCGCCGUGAGGUUUGUCCGGUUUGGGCAAGGGGUCGAGGAGCCGGAGCCCCUGGUCGGCGUGGGGAGUGCCAACGGACAGACGGCAUCGGGCGUGGCGGAGAAGCCAGAUACGCUCGCGGAGGUUGAGACCGUGGUCGAGAGGCAUCUGCGGUUUGCUGAGGAGGCAUAUGUGGGGAGCGUUGCCUCCCCGCCGAUGACCCCGACGAGGUCAGGGCUCGAUCCGGAUGCUACGUCGCCGUAUUAUGCGCUCUACCUGCGGAGGUUGCUGUCCGGAAUCCCGUUGGCGUGCCAUGAGUCGUUCGCUCAUCCGGUAGCAUGCGUGAUGGCCAUCAGCUCCAGGAACCCGUCCCCAAUUGAGGCGCUUCAGAAGCUGUACCGAGACACAAGCCAGGGCGAGCGUAGGCUGCCACCCUGGGUUGAUGGAGACUAUCUGCGGUAUUACAUUCUAGUCCACGACGAGGAGAACGGCGACAUCACUAGGUCCAUGGCUCUGUUCGAGCAGAUGAAGCGCAACCUGGGCCUGCACUGCCACCUGCUGAGGCUCCGCAGCACACAAAGCGCCGAGACGGACGACGACAGCAUACCCUUGCCCCGAAGCGACUGGAUGACGGCAGCAGAGGAACUCGCGGAUAUCGAGGCGAGCGAUACACGGGAGGACUUUGAAGACCCCACGAGGUACAUCUUCGAGUCAGAUGCCACAGCAAUACGGACUUUUGUGAGGGAGAUGGUCAUACAGUCAGUUAUUCCCACCAUGGAGCGGAAUAUCUCCGUAUGGAAUGAUCAAGUCGCCUCGCGGCGGCGGGGCAUCAGCGGGCGCUUCAUGAGUCUAUCGAAGCGGUUUACCUUCGGCAGCUCGAGCCGCAGCUCCUCUGGCGGCGCAUCCGGCUCAUCCAAUAACUACGACGCUCUUGGCUUCUACCGGGCGGAUACGCCCGAGGCUAUCAUGCGGCGACUGGCCGACUUUGCCUUCAUGUUGCGAGACUGGAAGCUGGCCAUGUCGACAUACGACCUCUUACGCGGCGACUUCCAGAACGAUAAGGCGUGGAAGUACCACGCAUCAGCCAACGAGAUGGCCGCGCUGGCGCUGCUCAUCAUGCCGCAGAACAUGUCGUCCAAGACACGCAUCGAGACGAUCAACCAAAUGUUGGAGCAAGCGUUCUACUCUUACCACAUUCGCUGCAAUUCACUCUACGGUGCCGUGCGAUGCACCGUGCUCGCGCUGGAACUGCUCCGCCUCAGGGGCGGCUCCGGGAUAGACGAGGCCGUGCGAUGGGGCGUUAGGGUGAUGGAAUCCAGGCUGAUUGGCCCCGUGGGCGACACGCUCCUCAAGGAACGCAUGGCCGUAUGCUACGCUUCCAAACAGGGCGCCGGGUCACAGGCGUGGGGCAGCAGGCGGCGCAAGUCUGCCCUGUGGAGCGUCCUCAGUGCCGAGGCAUGGAUCGCCCAGGCAAAGUAUGUGCAGGCGCGGAAGUGCCUGACUGAGGCGCGCAGCAUGUAUGCGCUGCUUCCUGGCGAGUGCGGGGUGCAGAACUUUGCUGUGGCCAGCGAUUUCCUGGCCCAUCUCAACGACCAGCUGAAUACCGGACUGCGGGCGGACGCGGCAGGCGAGGGAGAGCGUACGGAACAGGAACAAGGGGCGGACUCGGAAUUGCUGGUCGUCGAUGAAGAGAGCGAGACACUGGGCAACAGUAGGUCGCGGAGAACUAGCUUGAUCGCUCCAGUCGGAGGGGGUGCUGGGCUCGAGACUGCGCCGUUGAACACCACAAAGCCAGCGAGUGUUCCUGAAGACGAGGGAAGGGCCCCCACCACUGAUGGGUUUGGAUAAUAAUGCAAGAUUCGGAUCCGGGCAUAUAUGCUUUAUUAUACAGGUAGACUGGUUCACACGCUGGAGGUCUGGGAGCAUGGGUUGGCGUUGUACGGAGUAUGUACUGUACAGUGUACUAUACGGUACCCAGGCUUCUAUGGUAAUGCCAAUGAACAACUGGAGGAGGAUGAGGUUCUCCAAGGACACGCUGUAUCGAUGAGGCAAGCGUCUAUACAUCUGCAUCCUGGAUUUCUAUUCUUCCAUGUUCUUCCCAGCUUCCGACUUCACUGACUACAGGGGGGAGCGACUCUGUCGGCAACCGCCUCGUUGCCUGGACGUCAUUGUUUGAUUCAACGACUGGCUGCCAGGCACCGA